Messenger RNA from Hibiscus syriacus, 379 nucleotides. Its product is annotated as paired amphipathic helix protein Sin3-like 4. The record is from RefSeq and is a predicted model, not a curated record. Bases 26 to 283 code for a protein of 85 amino acids. The transcript has 3 exons. NCBI's taxonomy places the organism in Eukaryota, Viridiplantae, Streptophyta, Magnoliopsida, Malvales, Malvaceae.
UGUCUGUUCAUCCAACUUAUGGACUAUGGACUAUGGACAAGAUCAACCUGAAGUGACAACUGUUUCCAUGGACCCUAAUGUUGCAGCGUAUUUGCACAAUGACUUUCUCUUAGUUUUUCCCGAGGAAAAAGAGAAGCUGGGGAUUUUCUUGAGGAGGAAUAUACACAAAUGUGCGGGUGGUGAUGAUCUAUCUUCAACAUGUCGGACGACUAGAGGACUUAAAAUAGUUAAUGGUUUGGAGUGCAAGAUCGCUUGCAAUUCUUCCAAGAUUGUUCCGAGUUAAACGACAAGCAGCCUAAGAUCAGAACAUCCAAUGCCAUAACCGAGCAAUGGUUUCAAAUGGUAAUUCAAUUAGACUACAAAGUCUACAACUAUAUCA